AUCCUGAGUUCACCCGCUGCUGCCCUGGCCUAGUUGUGGUUCUGGGACUCGGGCCUCAGACUGGCCAUGAGCUGUGCCUCAUGGAAGUGGCGUGGCCCUGAGCAGGCAGCUGGCUCUUUCUCCAUGACCCUUGCUGGCCAUGCCAUUCAGAGGGUCUACUCCCUCCCUGCUCGGGGGGUCUUUACCCGGCGUGGCCCGAGGAGGAGUCCAGGUCACAGCCAAAGCACGGCUCCUAUCCCUCCCCCAGGUCCCGCCUGGAGACCAGCGGGAGCCUGCUGCCUGCUGCUCUCAAGGGCAGCCCCCCAUCACCAUGCACAGCACAGCUCCUAUCCUUCCCCAGGUCCUGCCUGAAGACCAGCGGGAGCCCGCUGCCUGCUGCUCUCACGUGCAGCCCCCCACCACCAUGCACUCCUUGGACGAGCCGCUCGACCUGAAGCUCCGGGCGGCGAGAGAGAAGCGGGAGAGGACACUGGGUGUGGCCCGGCACCGGGCGCUGCACAGGGAACUUGGCUUGGUGGAUGACAGCCCCACGUCCGGCUCCCCCGGCUCCCCGCCCACAGGCUGAACCCCAAGUGCCCCGAGAAGGUGGAGGGACGCUUUUCCACAGCUCCUCUGGUGGACCUCAGCUUGUCACCGCCAUCGGGGCCGGAUUCACCCAAUGGCAGCAGCUCACUGUCCCCCGAGUGCCAGGGGAAUGGAGACCUGCCUCCAGUGCCCACUGCCCCGGACUUCCAGCCACUGCGCUACCUUGAUGGCGUCCCUGGCUCCUUCCAGUUCUUCCUGCCCCUGGGCUCUGGGGGUGCCCUGCACCUGCCUGCUUCCUCCUUCCUUACUCCCCCCAAGGACAAGUGCCUCUCGCCAGAGCUGCCCCUGCCCAAGCAGCUGGUGUGUCGCUGGGCCAAGUGUAACCAGCUCUUUGAGCUCCUGCAAGACCUGGUGGACCACGUCAAUGACUACCAUGUCAAGCCCGAGAAGGACGCGGGGUACUGCUGCCACUGGGAGGGUUGUGCCCGCCACGGCCGCGGCUUCAACGCCAGGUACAAGAUGCUCAUCCACAUCCGCACACACACCAAUGAGAAGCCGCACCGCUGCCCCACCUGCAACAAGAGCUUCUCCCGCCUGGAGAACCUGAAGAUCCACAACCGGUCCCACACAGGCUGGACUCCUGAUGGAAGCUCUCAAAGCACACGUUGUCUUCCUGUGUUCCCUGUGUGGUCUCGUCUGCCUGCUGGCUCUGACGGCAAAGCCCACAUCUGCUUGACUCCUCACUGUACCCCAGCCCACAGUGGGGCUCUGGUAAAGCCACACCGAAGUGGACCCAGGCUAGGCAGGAGUCAGAUCUUGUGCCCCACCCUGAAAUUGGAGCACAUGCUCUUAGGAAGUUCUCACGGGGCGGGGGGGGGGGGGGGGGGUCCCUAUGAGGGCUGCAACAAGCGUUACUCCAACUCGAGCGACCGGUUCAAGCACACACGCACCCACUACGUGGACAAGCCCUACUACUGCAAGAUGCCCGGCUGCCACAAGCGCUACACCGACCCCAGCUCGCUGCGCAAGCACAUCAAGGCCCACGGCCACUUCGUGUCCCACGAGCAGCAGGAGCUCCUGCAGCUGCGCCCACCCGCGCCCUUGGGGGCUGGGGGCCUGGGCCUGCCUGUGGUCUCCCUCCUUGCCGGCUCUGCGGGCAGCAAGGCCGAGGGGGAGAAAGGGCGAGGGCCUGUGCCUGCCAGGGCCCUGGGCAUGGAGGGCCGCAAAACACCCCUUGAAAGGACGGAGAGCAGCCGCUCCCGGCCGAGCCCCGAUGGACUCCCACUGCUGCCGGGCACCGUGCUGGACCUGUCCACGGGCGUCAACUCAGCGGCCAGCAGCCCAGAGGCGCUGGCCCCCGGCUGGGUGGUCAUCCCCCCGGGCUCCGUGCUGCUCAAGCCGGCCGUGGUGAACUGAGCUGCGGAUGGGCAGCAGGGCAGUCCAACAGCUGCCAGCCCUGCUCGACGAACGGAAGCUCUUCUGUGAAACAGCAAUACUCCUGCCAGCCGUUCGACUGUGCUCCUGGCAGCAAGCAUGGUGCUAGAAGGUCACUGCGGGCUCCCGGCCCCAAGUGAGGACCUGGACCUGCCGUCCAGGGAGAGCCGUGCUCUUUCUUGGGUGCUGAGGCCUCGCUCACCCUGGCCCUUCCCUGCCCAUUCUCCCCACCACCUCCGCCCUGGUGCCUCCCUUGGGAGUGCGACCUCCCUCUCCCCUCGCCCACUGCCAGCCACGGGGACUGGCAGAGACUGCCCGCAUUCCAGCACUGGGGACAGUGCAGUGGUGUCUCUCCUCCCCAGCCAGGCUUGCUUCCCUCCCCCUGCCUGUGAUGAGCUAUGAGGAGCCCCCAGGGGUCAGACUGUACCCUGUCAUGCCUAGGCUCACCCAGCCUGGCUCUGGGGGCUCUCUUGACCCCUUUCCCUCCUGCCUACCCUCUGGAGGGAGAGUACGAUAGACCCAGGCCCUAGCAAAACCACAGGCAGAAGUCACUGCCCUCCUUACCCACCCCCCAUGACAAGGUGCCUCCUGCUUGGAGCAGAGGCCUGCUGUGCCAGCCACCCCUCACGUUGCCUCUCCCAGCCAGACAGUGCUGUCCAAGGCCCUCAGGGUGUGGGUAGGUGACCACUCUGCACCUGUCCCUGGGGCCGCCUCCCUCCGCCUUCCAGGGGCUCCUGGGAAUGUGGGAAGCAAGUCAGAGGGAGCCCUGAGCAGGGCCAGGGCUCCUGGUGAUCAGGUCUCUGGCUUGGCCCUACUCACUUAGGGAAGGGGCGGGUGAGGGCAGUCCAACUCCACCUUUGUCAUCUCCACCCUAGCAGGGACUGGCCUGGGCACUGCUGCCAAGCACAGCCUGCAGGCCGUGGUCCUGAGGUGGGAUGUGGAAGGCUGGCUGGGAUGCAGCUUCUGGGAAGGGAGGGCUCUAGGUCAGUGCCAGACCCAGGAGGUUCCUGGAGGCCACAAACCUCAGGGUUCAUCUUAGAGUCAGCUGAGCAGCCAGGGAUGGCCAUGGAAUGGCCUGGGAAGGGACCUGGGGUGGCUGAGGAAGGACUUGUGACCUGGCUGUCAGUGGCUUUUCCCAGCUGAGCCCCUAUCCUAGAAAGUAUUCUGCACUACUACCCACCCCAGCUUGCUCCCUGGGGCCCGUGCUGCUCAGAAGGGCCCAGUCGGGGGCUGAAAUGAGCUAGGGAUGUCAUAGGCCCUGGUGCCCACUGCCCAACCCCAGGACCUGCUGUGCUGGCCCCUUUCCCACCUGGCAGCCAGUAGCUCUGGCUCCCAGGCCUUCCCUGUCCCCAGGCCACAGUGGCCAAGCCCUGCCAUCUCCCUAUUCGUGACAGUGGAGCUGCCUGGAUGGCAGUGGGGACCUCAGGACCCUACCUCCCGUGAGCAGCUCUGCAGAUCCCACCCUUUCUGGACUGCCCUUCUGUCCCAGAGGGGUCACCCCGAUCUGGCCCAUUCCCCAGAUGGGCUUACGACCCCAGCCCUGCAGGGUCUGGCCACGGGCUCUGCCCCUCAGAGGCUGUGAGCAAGGUAGGAGGGAGCUGGUCUCCCUUCUCUGGGCCCCAUCCAGGACCCAAGCACCCCACCCACCAGGGCCGCAGGCUCAAUCCCCUGCUGGGGGUCAUGGGUUUGCGACUUGAGCCCAGGAGCAGAGGAACAGGGCACUGCAAGGUUGGCACUAGCUCGGCAUGUGACUUGGUGAUGGACCAGGCCGGAAGGGCCAGUGUAUCUCGUCAGUUUGUUGUUGCACAUUCCAGGAUGUCAGUAUUUUAACAGGUUCUAAGUGCCUUUAUUGUAGCUUAUGUUUUUCCUCCUUUUGGCUCCAUUGCUGUUAGCAUAGAGUUUAAAAAAAGAGAUAAGCUAAUGACUAUAACAAUAUAUUCCUCCAUGUGAGAGGAAGUUUAUAAGAAACAAUAAACGUGAGUUGCAAAGA
Tupaia belangeri chinensis (Chinese tree shrew) is the source of this 3949-nucleotide messenger RNA. RefSeq names its product GLIS family zinc finger 2 (gene GLIS2). The record is from RefSeq and is a predicted model, not a curated record. Gene Ontology annotation, biological process: regulation of transcription by RNA polymerase II. NCBI's taxonomy places the organism in Eukaryota, Metazoa, Chordata, Mammalia, Scandentia, Tupaiidae. Gene Ontology annotation, cellular component: nucleus. Gene Ontology annotation, molecular function: RNA polymerase II cis-regulatory region sequence-specific DNA binding; DNA-binding transcription factor activity, RNA polymerase II-specific.